Molecule: messenger RNA, 654 nt
Organism: Fusarium graminearum PH-1
Lineage: Eukaryota; Fungi; Ascomycota; Sordariomycetes; Hypocreales; Nectriaceae
Exons: 4
Coding region: 73-351 (92 amino acids)
Biological process (GO): translation
Cellular component (GO): ribosome
Molecular function (GO): structural constituent of ribosome
Source: RefSeq, a predicted model, not a curated record
GCAACAUUCACCUCCGCCCGACCAUCUUCUCGUCUUCAUCCCUCCCAAGACGUCCCACACAUUACCUUCAAGAUGACCAAGCGAACAAAGAAGGUCGGUGUUACCGGUAAAUACGGUACCCGUUACGGUGCUUCCCUGCGAAAGCAGGUUAAGAAGAUGGAAAUCACCCAGCACGCCAAGUACACUUGCACCUUCUGCGGAAAGGUCACCGUCAAGCGCCAGGCUACCGGUAUCUGGGACUGCAAGUCUUGCAAGCGCACCGUCGCCGGUGGUGCUUACACCGUUGCCACCCCCGCUGCCGCCGCUAUGCGAUCAACUCUGCGACGACUCCGAGAGAUUGCUGAGGUUUAAGGGUGGACUUUAGCGAAACGGGAAAAUGGCUUUGCUUUUCGGUAUGGUGUACGGGGGGAUAUGAUUUCGUGCCUACAUUACGAGGUGACGAUCUGGACGUCGACACCCGAACUUCGGUCACAUAGAAGCCGAUCGAAUAGCAAUAAACAAAAAAGAAUUGCAUGGUUUCGGAUCCAUUCAACGACUCACCAGCUGCCACAAAGUGCAAAAUACCAUCAGCUAUUGAGAUCGUGGGCAGCCUACGCAUGUUUAUCAUCCAAGUUUGGACUCUACCAAAUAAAAUUCUGCUCAUACCUUGAUGGA